AUGCCCCAGAGUCAAACUCUGGUGUGCUUGCAUCCGAGGUCCUACCGUGGUGUACCGUCAGUCCUGAACCAACCACAAGUGCCUUUGCAGACCCAUGCCCCAGAGCCGAACUCUGGUGUACCGUUUGCAUCCGAGCAUCCGACCGAGCCUUGUCAAGCCCCAUCGCCCUACCCUGGUGUACCGUCAGUGCUGAACCAACCACAAGUGCCUUUGCAGACCCAUGCCCCAGAGUCAAAAUCUGGUGUACCGUUUGCAUCCGAGCAUCCGACCGAGCCUUGUCAAGCCCCCGGGCCCUACCCUGGUGUACCGUCAGUGCUGAACCAAGCACAAGUGCCUUUGCAGACCCAUGCCCCAGAGCUGAACUCUGGUGUACCGUUUGCAUCCGAGCAUCCGACCGAGCCUUGUCAAGCCCCAGGGCCCUACCCUGGUGUACCGUCAGUGCUGAACCAACCACAAGUGCCUUUGCAGACCCAUGCCCCAGAGCCGAACUCUGGUGUACCGUUUGCAUCCGAGCAUCCGACCGAGCCUUGUCAAGCCCCAGGGCCCUACCCUGGUGUACCGUCAGUGCUGAACCAAUCACAAGUGCCUUUGCAGACCCAUGCCCCAGAGUCAAACUCUGGUGUGCCGUCUGCAUCCGAGCAUCCGAUCGAGCCUUGUCAAACCCCAGGGCCCUACCCUGGUGAGCAUCCUACCGAGCCUUGUCAAGUCCCAGGGCCAUACCCUGCGUCAGUGCUGAACCAACCACAAGUGCCUUUGCACCCAGAGCCGAACUCUGGUGUACCGUUUGCAUCCGAGCAUCCGACCGAGCCUUGUCAAGCCCCAGGGCCAUACCCUGGUGUACCGUCAGUGCUGAACCAACCACAAGUGCCUUUGCAGACCCAUGCCCCAGAGACGAACUCUGGUGUACCGUUUACAUCCGAGCAUCCGACCGAGCCUUGUCAAGCCCCAGGGCCCUACCCUGGUGUACCGUCAGUGCUGAACCAACUGCAAGUGCCUUUGCAGACCCAUGCCCCAGAGCCGAACUCUGGUGUACCGUUUGCAUCCGAGCAUCCGACCGAGCCUUGUCAAGCCCCAGGGCCCUACCCUGGUGUACCGUCAGUGCUGAACCAACCACAAGUGCCUUUGCAGACCCAUGCCCCAGAGCCGAACUCUGGUGUACCGUAUGCAGCCGAUCACAGGUCCAAACACGAGGGUGACCCCAGACAUGAUGCUAUGAUUGAUCCAGGUCAACAGCCCAGCAUCAGUCAUGCAGUUGACUCCAAAGCCGAUGGAACUCAAGUAUCUGGCCCACAGCAAUCCGAAAGGGACGCCGAAAGAGCCCCAGGCACUGCCCCUGGUGUAUUGCCUGAUCCAAAGCCUGAGGAGGAGACCCCAUGUCUCUCGGCCCAAUUUGUGAUCAAAACGGAGCCCAGGCAUGAAAGCAAAGAAGCAGUAGGCGUAUCCUCACAAGAUGAAAAGAUUGCCAUGGAAGAAAGUUCCAUUGACCAAGCAUUGGAGUCCGCCUUCUUGAGUAGUCAUGGGGGUUAUGUCCAUCGACCAUGUCCAGGCAGCACCAAGAACACACCAACCACUCAUGCCUUCCCACCCAAUGCUGGCCCAUUGGCCCCCGGAAUGACGGCGACUCCGGGAUACCAGAAUGCCAGAUAUCAAAAUGCAAUGCUUCACAAGGAGGAACACAAGGCAAGCAUGCUGCAUACUGAGGAACAUCAGCCUGCCCAAAAUGCUGGCCUCAUGGCUCCCGGAAUGACGGCAACUCCGGGUUACCAGAAUGCCGGUGGAACAACUCAGGUUCAAUACAUGCAGCAUGUCGGUGCCCCCAUGACAUACCAACUGAGCCAUGCCAAUGCAUCCCCACCUGCACCCUGCCUUACUGGCCAAUUGCCUCCCGGAAUAGCGGCAACUCCGGGACACCAUAAUGCCGCGAUGAACCAAGAUCUCAGGAAGCUUCCUCAACCGAUGUUGACCACUCAGAGCCUUCCCCAAGAAGGACAACCAGCCCGGGAAAGCAAUGCCGCAUUUAGCAGUGCCAAAACAGAAAGCCCCCAUGCUGCAUCCAACUCAGAUGUUGACCCAACACCUCCCGGAAUGACGGCGACUCCGGGUUACCAGAAUGCCGGACUCAUAGAGCCAACCAUUCACCAUGCCUUUCCAUCCUGUGAGGUACAUGUACCAACCAAUGGUGGAGUGAUAGGGUUUGAGACCAAAGCCGGGAAAAAACGAAGCCUUAUGCAAGCAACAUCAGCACAGCAAGCCACCAAAGAAUGGGAACCAGCUACAAAGAAAAGCAAGCCAACGUGUGGAAAAGACAACACAAAGCUGGUACAUGGACCUGACAACUGUGUCAACACCAUAGGAGCUGAUGACAAGCAGAACCCUGAAGCAGCCAAACACGAAAGUGAUCAACUGAUCGAGCAAACCAACACAGAGCAGGCACCAACCAGCGUUAGCAGCAUCGCAGGAUCUGAAGCCAAACGACAUAUCAGAACGUGGGUAGGAACCAGUGACACUUUGUCUCCCCUCAUGCUCAAGUGCCCCAUUGGCACAACUUCAGGUAUGAUCACACAGGCAGAAGCCAAGCUUGGGAGCAUGGACCAACCGAUUGCACCGAGGUCAUGGGUAGGGACCCACCUACCACUCCAUGAGCCCCUCACUGAUAAGCAGGUGGUCAUCCUGCACCCGAGACUUCCUAGUGAUCACAAAUGCCCAAUGAUCACUGGAGAAAACUCACAACCGGAAAUCCCGCUCCCAUGCCAAAGACUCCUGGCACUAUGGAAACAAGCCUCUUGGGUUGCCGAGGACGAAAUGGAUUUCUACAUGACUGCAGCCAAACAAUUCGCCCAAGUGAGCAUUUUGCCACCACAAACUUUCUUCAAUGAUACCGCAGUCAAGAUCGAAGCAAGCGUUUGGCUCCAACAACCAGUUGAAUGGGUCACUCCAGAUAGACCAUGGAUCACAGCAGCAAUCGUCAGCAGACAUUGGGUACCCAUCAUAAUCCGAAAGCAAGGUAGCACGAUCCAAGUUGCCACGACGCCUGAAGGGUCACCUUUCCUGGAAGCCAUUCAAGACAUCACAGCAGCCAAUGGACUCACCAUGACAGCCACACAGAAGAUGUUGCCGCAGUCGUUUCACGGUGAUUGUGGAUUCCAGGCCUUCGCCUGGAUCAUGGCAUCGCUGGCAGAAGAGAAGAUCGAACCACUCGCCCCACUGAGUGCAGAGAAAUGGAGACACCUCUUUGCCAAACAUUUGAUUGCCACCUCGAAACAUGAUGAAGUGGUCAUCGAACUGCACAUUGGUGGUGCCAAGGUUGAUCUUCCAUUGCAGCGACAACUGAUGGAACUCCUUGCUGCUCAUGGAGUAUGGCAUGACAGACUGGCUGACAGAGCCACCAAGAUCAUGGAUGGCGUGGCAGCACAUGUCUUGCGGAAUGCCUUGGGGGCCAAACGACCAUGGGCAGAAUUGAAACAGGCCGCCAACAGUGCCCAACCUAUGAUCAAACUCAUCCAGCAAGAUGAACUCAAUGCACAGAUCGCUGCCAGAGCCGAUCACAAAAGAGCCUAUGGUACCAAGCUACCAUCAAAGCACAGCAAAAAGCAAACUCCCACUAAUGACCUGCCGAACCUCAGAGCAUCCGAUCUCCAGGUACCACAAGGAGUUUUUAAGCAACAAGAUGGCCACAUUCUGGGCCCACUUGGAAUCAAUGACGUUGGAAGCUCCUGCCAAGGGGUUGUUCUGGUAGAUCAGGGAGAAUCAGAAGCACUUUUCCGACUCCAAAGCCCGGUCACUCCGCAUGGACUCGCAGUGAUUGUGUUGGCCACCAAGACCAACGCCAAUUUGCACACGAUUGAGCCAAUCCGUUUUCCAGCGUUAUGCCUUGUGACGCAAGAGCCACUGAUUGCAUCCGGAUACCUCUACCAAAUGGGGGCUCAGCCAGCUGUGAGGUUUGAACCAUCGGUCAAAUUGGCAGUUGAAGAACAUGACACAAAGACCAUCCGCUGCUUAGUCUUCCAAGACCAGGCUGGACAGCUAUGGCAAGACAUCCAAAAACAGCCGGUCAAGGGAAUCUUCACCCAAGAACCAAUCCUGGCACCAAAAGGACAAGGUGAACAGUCCAUUGUAAUCGAUGUGUGGGACAGGCAGUGGUUGUCCAAACGUUUUGAAAAAUUGAAGCCGGCAGUGGCUGAGAUUUUUGUUUUCUCUUUCAGGAUGAUGGCCAAACAUGCUGAUGAGUUAAUCAACAAAAGUGGGCAGCAAGGAAUCUAUUACGAGCCACGUACCCACUGCGGACGGUAUCCAUGUCCUGACCAUCACGUGACAUGGCUAUCGAAGAUGUCAUACCAGGAUGCCCAGUUCGCACAACAGACAUCCCCCUUCGCAACCACAUUGACGAGGCACGGGGACAGGUUUGGCCUACGAAGUGACACUUACAAUGCACAAGCCAUUCAUGACAAGCACAGGCCAGACACGCCGAUGCUGAUGGGCCAGAAAAAAGCCCUGUACACCAUGGGACCCAUGCCUUUUGCAGCAACCAAAGAAUCGAUCUCCAAGCUGCUGAAAACAUGGGGAUGGGAUGCGAGGGCCCUUCAACCGAGAGGGAGGGCUGCUGACAGCUCAGGCAUCACAUGGACCAUCCAGGCAGUUGAAGAUCCUUCACAUUGGAUCUAUACGUUGCAACAUGGGGAUGUGCUUAUCACCAGACUCCGUGAGAGAAGCCCAGUCAAAGCUGCUCCGGUGAACAUCGUUGCAUCGAGGAAGACAACCGAGCACCUUCAGCAGAACGAAGACCCAUGGCUCAAACAUGACCCAUGGAAUGGUAGUGCAGCCUCACAGCCCACCAAGCAGACCUCAUCGACCACGACCACACCAAGCCAAGCCCAGAUUGCCACGAUUGAGGCCAAUGUGGAAAAAAGAGUCAUCGCAGCCAUUCAAGCCAAGCAGCAUGACGGUGAUGUUUCCAUGGAGGCAGAUCACAUGGAAUCGAGAGUCGCCCAGCUUGAAAAGCAGAUCCAACAGGUACAUGCACAUCAGGUUGGAAUGGAUUCCAAGAUCAACACCAUGCAAAACCAACUGGAAGCCCAGGGCCAACAGUUCAAUGCCUCUCUGGACAUGAAGCUAGCUGCGCAGAUGGAAAAGAUCGAGGCCUUGUUCAGCAAACGAGGACCGGGGAUCACGAAAUUCCGCCAAGAGCUUGCCUGGCGCAAAAGCCAGUACCACCUUUGCCAUGGAGCACCGGCUCCACCAAAAAAUGGAUCCCUCCGAACCAUAGGACUCCGUGUCAUAGCAGGAGAUUGGAAUUUACCAAGAGAACAGAUCCCACAAGCUGACUAUUGGGAAGCCAAAGGAUGGAUGGACCAAGUGGAGUGGAAUCAGCCCUCAGAAAUGUCAGAUGACAUGGACACAUGGUACAAAAACAUCUGGACCAAUACCGAAGAAUAUGCCAAAGCCGUGCACAAAGCGGCUGAAGUACCGCCCCCACUCAAAUGUCAGUUGGGAAGAGCCACCACCUUUGAGACCAAAAUGGUCAUGAAUGAGAUUGCCCCGGUCAAACCAAACCGCAGUGGUGACAUACAAUCGCAGUUGACCACCACAAAUUUGCAGCACUCCAGAUGGACCAAGCAGGUCAGAAGAUUGCAACACUACACUCGAUUUGUCGCCUCUGACAAUGAAGCCAAGUCCCCCGACCAUCAAGCCCUGCUCUGGAGGCAUCCGCUGCUGGCACUGGCUGAACACCUGGGUUUGCCAAGUGAAGUCAUCAUCGCAUGGAAACAGUGUUUGGCGCAGAUUGAAAGAAGAUUUCAGGUCAGAGGAGCCAUUGGCAGACCAAUUGACUCCUCCACAGGGUUUCCGGAGGGAGACGCAAUGAGUGUGGUAGCUAUGGCAAUCUGCAAUGUUGCAUGUGAAGUUUUCAUGCUCCACAGACUCCCCAGAGUCCAAACAUGGAGUUACGUGGAUAACCUCGAAACUUUAGCACAUCGCACAGUUGAUGCCAUCCAAUCACUAGAAGUCCUUAGUCAGUUUUGCGCUUUGAUGGACCUUCAGAUUGAUUUUGACAAAUCGUACAUCUGGAGCAAUACUGCUGAAGGUAGGAAAAUGAUCCGUGACAGUGAGUUUGCAGGUAAACUGUUUGCAAGGGAUCUUGGAGGGCAUCUUAACUACACCAAACUCAGAACCAACUGUACACUGCAGGAGAAGAUUGCACAGUUCGCACCGUUCUGGCAACGCUUAUGCAGGAGCUUCGCAACAGCUUCUCAAAAAGAACGUGCACUUGUGGUGGCAGCAUGGCCCAACCUUUUCUAUGGGGUAUGCACCGUAACCAUGGGAAAGGUACACUUCGAGAAGUUGAGAACCCAAGCGUGUCGAGCACUGAAUUAUACCCAGAAUGGUUUAUCUCCGAUGUUACAGUUGUCGUGCAUCAGCAAUGCCAAAGCUGACCCUGAAUUCCACUGUGUUGUUGCCACUGUCAUGUCCUUCAGGGAUUGCACUUUGGAAGACAUGUCAGAGUAUGUCUUGCAUCAGGUCAAUGAAGGGGCAAGCUUGACCCCGGGUCCAUGCUGUAGUCUUGUCAGAGUCCUAGAGAAGAUUUUUUGGCGAUGGAAGGAAGGGGGAAUUUGUCAAGACCAUUUAAACAUUCCAUGCAACAUCCUCACUUGUCCCAAACAAGAGUUGUAUAAUCGUUUACUUGAAGCAUGGCAACACAAAGUUUUUGGUAUCACUGCCGAAAAUAGGAAGACCAUGAAAGGCCUGCAAAAUGCCGAUGCGAGACUGACACAGCUUUGCAUGCAAAGCUUGCCAGCAAGUAACUUCGGACUCAUGCGGUGUGCACUCAAUGGCACACAGUUCACUAACAAUGCUCUGGUCCAUACUGGUUUAGUAGCCAGCUCAGAGUGCCAAUACUGUAAAAAACCGGACAGUGGCAGACAUCGCCACUGGGAAUGUGAGUACUUUGCAGACAUCCGCAAACAGUAUCCUGACAUUUCUGGCCUGGAGGCCACGGCCGAACCUUGCUUGCUCAAUCAUGGAUGGAUGCCACAGUCCCAGGAUUUACCAGAGCUGCGCCGAUGCCUUUUGGACAUCCCAGACACGACUGGAACAUACAUGGUGCCACCGCAGGCAUCUUGCAGGCUAGAAUAUCAAGACUUGUUUUCUGACGGAAGCUGCAUUUACCCGGCGGACGCGACGCUGCGAGUCUCAAGCUGGGGAGUUGUUGAAUGGACUGGGGAUGGUUUUUGGCCUGUUUCACUUGGAGGAGUCCCAGGCUGGAAACAAACUAGCCUGCGGGCGGAGAUUUUUGCUGUGUUGGCAUGCCUCAAAAUCAGCGUCCGGUGCCAGCGGACAUGUAGAAUAUGGACUGACAAUGCGGAAGUUUUCGCAGUGCUUACGGCCCUGGUCCAAGGCAUAUGUCCAGAAGUCUCCAAAAAACCAGACGCAGAUUUGUGGCACAUAGUAAUUCAACAGUUUCUCCAGUGUAGACAAUGGAUAAAAGCCAUCUUCAAAGUUAAGUCGCACCUUGAUCCCGAAAGCCAAGACAGCCCCCUUGACCAGUGGGCCACUGAGGGUAAUCAACAUGCAGAUUUGUGUGCAAACGCCGCAAGAGGGCAGCUGGACCCACGACUUUGGGAUGCCUGGGAUAAAGUUAAACAACAUAACCAAACCACCCUCAAUCAAGGACGCCAAGUUCAUGCCAUGUACGUUGCAAUCGCUGAAAAAGCCCGAAAGACCCACAUGGCCGCAGCACCACAGAAUGAACCAACCGGUUUCGAAGAUGCGACAGCCGCACAGACAGACCCUGGCAUCCUCAACUUAGCCCAACUCAUGGAUGAUCAGGUUCCCAAACACUUCAAAAAUGAAGAGACGAAUCACAUCCGUGAUUGGUUGACCACUUUAAUUUCUUCAGAUUCCCCCACCACCUGGGUUUCAUUUCAUCAACUCCUGAUAGACUAUCAAAAAUAUAGUGGAAGACUUGGACCGACCAGCAACAAAGGCAAAUGGCUAAAUGAACCACUUGAUGUCCCCUAUAACCAUAAGCAGCAUGUUUUGUGGAUGUCUCAAUUCUUGAAAAAUUUUAGCCAUCACUCAAAAGUUCCAAUCGUCAUUGAGCAGAGACGACCCCCUAGCCACAUGUUGGCCUUUUGGUGUGGAUGUAUCAGAGUAAAUAUGACUCAGGCCAGCUUGAAUGCGAUCGACGAUCACUUGAGAUCCUUCACAAAGGUCAUGCCUAUCCGGAACAUAACGAAGGAUCUGGCAAACAUGGUACCUGGCUGCAGCAACUAGUUCCUGUUUUACCCGGGGAAGGACACAUGUCUCCGACCUCUGAGCGUGUGUCUCGCAUCGAAAG
Molecule: messenger RNA, 8332 nt
Organism: Cladocopium goreaui
Lineage: Eukaryota; Dinophyceae; Suessiales; Symbiodiniaceae
Source: the annotation of a GenBank genome assembly